Raphanus sativus (radish) is the source of this 486-nucleotide messenger RNA. RefSeq lists its product as uncharacterized. NCBI's taxonomy places the organism in Eukaryota, Viridiplantae, Streptophyta, Magnoliopsida, Brassicales, Brassicaceae. The coding region runs from base 17 to 298 and encodes 93 amino acids. The record is from RefSeq and is a predicted model, not a curated record. The transcript has a single exon.
UAAAGAGAUUAAUAAAAUGUACGGUGUCUCUCACUUCCGACACAACUCUCCAACAAAGAUAAAGAGACGGAUACUUCUAGAUAUACGGCGAAUCCUCUCAUCUCCGAUCAUGAUAUCUGUUGUUAUCAUCACUGAGCUACUUGUGGAGUACACGACUGCACUCGCGAAACUCACGGCCGGGAUUCUUCCGAGACGGCGAGGAGACAAUGACGUUAUACGGAUUGGUGGUUUCUCACUGCGUUUUCCUGCUAGAUCGACACCUGUUCCAGAUUUUUCUUCUCAUCUAGUCGAUUUCUGAUCUGUGCGCAGCCAACUUUCUCAGAUCUCAAUUUUGUGUUUCCUCCGGAGCUUUCUAGGAGAUUGUGGUGCCCGAGACCUUUUUUUUUCUUAAGAAUCUUUCUCUAGAUUUGGGGUUGAUCACUUGAUCACAGCUUUGUAAAAAUUGUAUCGAUCGAGUUAUAUAAUAUAUAUUAUGAUUUUGAUUAA